AUGCCCGAGAUAUCCAACCUCGUUGACCGUCUUCAUGCAUUGAUAAGUCUUCCGCAAGAUCAACAAGACCAUUUCGUCAUCCUCGAUGUAUGGGACGAGCUUCGCGCCGCAUACUGGAGAACUGUUCAUGCGCCCGGGCCCAACGGCAGCGCAGUCAAGUGUACGUGGCCAAUAUUCGUCACUCGCUCUUUCGGCGACCGCGCCGACCGAGUGCUUGGAGUUGUCUACAGACCACAGUACCAAGCCAUGGUUCGACGCGACUGGAAAGCCCUCGUGCGUUUCUACCGUGUCCAGCGGUCUCUCAAACUCACCGCCCCUGGCGUGUUCCUCCACCUUGGCCACCAGAUCGCUACUUCUUCAAGAUCUCUGAAGACGCUGUGCAGGCUGUUAGACCACCCACGUAAGAUCAGCUUCCAAGGAAGCGAAGUCCUCUCUGUGUUGCAGCAAGCCAUGAUUGCCAGGCACGACGGCGCCGAAGCACCAGAGCUGGAACUGCGGGACCUCAACAUGGCCGUCCAAGAGCUCAACCGACGCAGACGGGCUGCUCGUGCGACCGAAGACGGUGUUGCGACAGCUAUGGGCAACCUUGCGAUAGGCGAUACUUUCUCCCCAAUCCAACCAGAGGACAAGCAAUCAAUGGCUUGA
This is a messenger RNA of Colletotrichum chrysophilum, 645 nucleotides long. RefSeq lists its product as uncharacterized. Bases 1 to 645 code for a protein of 214 amino acids. The record is from RefSeq and is a predicted model, not a curated record. Lineage: Eukaryota; Fungi; Ascomycota; Sordariomycetes; Glomerellales; Glomerellaceae. The transcript has 2 exons.